Molecule: messenger RNA, 6128 nt
Organism: Linum trigynum
Lineage: Eukaryota; Viridiplantae; Streptophyta; Magnoliopsida; Malpighiales; Linaceae
Source: the annotation of a GenBank genome assembly
CAAGUUAUUGUAGGAGGUCCCUAUUUAUCAUUACGACAUUGUAGUGCCUAAACUUUUCACAUUUUAUAUAUUGGUCCAAGCUUCCAUGGAAAACCUGUCGCAGCUUGUCAACUUCGGAGCUGCGUAUAACGAUCUGGUGAGACGAAUUCCUGAAACCAUCGGUCUACUUUCGAGGCUGAACUUGAUUGCAGUUGGCGUUAAUCAACUUUCUGGUACAAUUCCUCUGUCUCUGUACAAUGAAGUCUCCAAUUUGGAGAUUUUGUGCAGUAGAAUCAAUAAGCACUUUAUUAUUCAUUACAUAAAAAUACUAUUGAUUAUGUAAACUUACACAAUGUUAUCUUGUCGCUACACACAUAAAUUCAAAAAAUAAAAUUUGAUAAAAGAAUUAAUAAAUACUUACAUUUUCAAAGUUCCCUUUGACUUCCGCAUGGACAUAUCUUUAUCAUGAUUGAUCUUCGUUGAAAAAACGCGCCUAAGAAUCUGAAAAGAUGAAGAAGCAGCAGCCUCCUGUCUUAGAGACCAGCAACGAAACGAAACGAUAUGGACAUUGCAGUUUCACACACAAAAAACUUUCUUUUCAAAUCCAUGGCGACUCAAAUCAACCCUUUAAUCAACUUCACCUUGCUCCUCUCACUCAACCUGUUCUUCUUCACACGGGCUUCCAGCAACAACCACACCGAUCGACUCGCGCUGCUAGAAAUCAAGGACAGCAUAACCAACGACCCAGAUGGAGUUUUCAGCUCAUGGAACGAUUCCCUCCAUUUCUGCAGCUGGCCUGGCGUCCAAUGCACAAGUGACGAUGACAGAGUCACAUCCCUGUUGCUGCCAGAGCUUAACCUGGCAGGCACUCUGCCUCCACACAUCGGCAACCUCAGCUUCCUCAGGUUCAUCAACAUCGAGAACAACACCUUCCAUGGCGAAAUCCCACCACAACUAGGCAACCUGCUUCAACUCCAGCACUUCAACGCCAGCAGGAACUCAUUCACUGGCAUGAUUCCACACAACUUAAGCCGUUGCUCCCAGCUCCGGAUCCUGACGCUGGCCUCCAACAAGCUACAAGGAAAUAUCCCUGCAGAGCUCGGCUCUUUAUCAAAGCUGGAGAUCCUCAGGAUUGGGCAGAACUCGCUCACCGGAUCUCUCCCGGCUUCCUUGGGAAACCUGUCGCAGCUUGUCAACUUCGGAGCUGCGUAUAACGAUCUGGUGGGACGAAUUCCUGAAACCCUCGGUCGACUUUCGAGGCUGAACUUGAUUGCAGUUGGCGUUAAUCAACUUUCUGGUACAAUUCCUCUGUCUCUGUACAAUGUGUCAUCCAUCUACAUCAUGACAUUUACUUUCAACAAGCUGGAAGGCAGGUUGCCUGAGAACCUAGGCCUCACUUUGAGGAACAUAGGCUACUUUCACGUUUCCAGGAACAAUCUAGUCGGGACGAUCCCCGAAUCGUUCUGCAAUGCUUCAAAGCUAGUAGACAUCAACAUGAACAUGAAUCAUUUCGAGGGCAGGAUUCCGAACUGCCUUGGGAGUUCGGGAGGACUUCUGGCGCUAGAGGUUGCUGGUAACAAUCUCGGUUACAAUUCGACAGGCGAUUUCGAUUUCCUGACAUCGUUGGCAAACAGCAGUCAGCUGGAUAGCAUAGGUCUGGACAUGAACAACCUAGGAGGCGAACUUCCUCGAUCUGUUGGAAAUCUUUCAUCAACCCAGUUUGAGAGGUUGAACAUUGCUUCCAACCAGAUCAGUGGUGUUAUACCUGAAGCGCUGCAGAAUCUAGUUGGGCUAUCAGAGUUGGAGCUGCAGUCAAACCUUCUUAAAGGCCCACUUCCUUCAUUUUUGGGCAAGCUCUGGAAUUUACAGCGACUCAGCUUGCAAGGGAAUGAAUUCUCUGGCCGCAUUCCUGACUCCAUAGGGAAUCUACAACGACUGUUCGACCUCGACCUGUCGUGGAACAGCCUGGAAGGUCUCAUUCCAGCUGGUCUUGGAAAUUGCAUGAGUCUAACUUCCAUCGACAUUUCCUACAAUAAUCUCAAUGGAGAAAUACCUGCAGAGUUAAUGAACAUAUCUUCCUUAGCCAAAUUGCUCAACUUGUCCCACAAUUCGCUUAGCGGUAAGCUACCUCCUGAGAUAGGGAAGCUGGCUAAUCUGAAUACAAUGGAUAUCUCUCACAAUAACCUGUCCGGUGAGAUUCCUAGCACGAUCGGGAAUUGCGAGAGCAUGGAGCAUCUGUUCAUGCAGUCGAAUUCCUUCUACAAGGGCGUUCCUUCGUCAUUGGCUUCCAUGAAAGGCCUCAGGGAACUUGACCUCUCCCACAACAGUUUGACAGGAGAAAUCCCACAGAAGUUGCAGGAUGUGAAGGUCUUCCAGCAUCUGAACCUUUCUUUCAACAACCUCCACGGUGAAGUGCCAAGUGGAGGGAUAUUUGCAAAUGCUACUGCCGUUUCUAUAAUGGGAAAUCCUCUGCUUUGCGGAGGUGUCAUGGACCUUCAUCUUCCCAAAUGCACAACGCGACCAGCAUCUUCUUCUAGUCGUCGUUCCCUAAAUCGCAGGGUUAAGCUCGCUGUCAUAGUGGUUUCUGUAUCUCUAUCCCUUCUGCUGUUGCUAGUCUUUCUUUUGCUGUACAGGAACAAGAGAUGGAAGAAGCAGGAAUCCGUUGAGGAACCAACAUUGGACCAAUUUGUGAGGGUUUCCUACAACGACCUGCACAAAGCAACCAACGGGUUCUCUCCCAACAAUGUAGCAGGUUCUGGCGUGUUUGGUACAGUCUAUAAAGGGAAGCUUGAUCAAGUGGAAACACCGGUAGCGAUUAAGGUACUCAACCUGAAUCACGAUCGAGCUUACAAGAGCUUAGCCGCGGAAUGCAAUGCAUUGAGGAGCAUUCGUCACCGAAACCUUGUAAAGGUUGUGUCGUUCUGCUCCAGUACGAACCACAGUGGCAAUGAUUUCAAAGCUCUAGUGUUUGAGUACAUGGAGAAUGGAAGUCUAGAGAAUUGGCUGCACGAGAUGCCACAAGUCGAUGGUGUCCAUCGAUCGAACAACAAGUUGAAUCUGGUUCGAAGGUUGAACAUUGCAGUAGAUGUGGGAUCAGCAAUGCACUACCUCCACGAUCACUGCGAGACGCCAAUCGUUCAUUGCGAUUUGAAGCCUAGCAACGUUCUGCUGGAUGCUGACAUGGUGGGACGUGUUAGCGAUUUCGGCCAGGCAAGACUCGUUUCGUGUGACGGAUUAUCUCAAAGCAACAACACGAGCACAACAACAGGGGUGAAGGGAACCGUUGGUUAUGCUGCUCCAGAAUAUGGGAUGGGUUCUGCAGUGUCGAAGCAAGGCGAUGUGUACAGUUUCGGAAUCCUUGUCCUGGAAAUGUUCACAGGAAAGAGACCGACCGAUGAAAUGUUCAGAGAUGGUAUGAACCUCCGUGGUUAUGUCAAGGCCGCGACUGCUUCCGGAGACAACAAUGUCAUCACCUUGGUGGGAGAUUCGUUUCUUUUUUUCUCCAUCGACGACGACGAGGACCAAGAAGGCAAGAGGUGUUUAGUGUCAUCAGUACUUGAAGUUGGGAUAGCUUGCUCAGCUGAAUCCCCUGGAGAACGGAUGAACAUGGCGGAUGCCACUAGAAGAUUGAAAUCCAUCAGGGAUCUGUAUGUAAUGUAACAGUACAGAUGGACCAGGAAGUUGACGUCGGUUAGGGAUGCUUUUAUAUAUAACCUCUAAAAUUAGGUACUAAAUCUGCAACGAAACUAAAAUUUAUAUGGCACCCGAUCAAGGUUGUCAAACCGGUUUGUGCCAGUGUGCCGGUUUAGCAAGUGAAAUGGUUCGACCAGUGGUACAUACCGGUUUGUGCCGGUUCAUGCCGCUUAAUAUUACAAAUAAUUUAGUAAUUUACAAAUACCCAUAUUUAAGCACGACAAUAACAUCAACAUUUAACUUUUUAACCCAUAAAAUAAAUAAUAAAUUACUUUUUAUCUAAUAAAUUCACUAAUAUAAGAUCAUUUUACUUAGAGAUUUGUAUAUCAAUCAUGUCUGUAAUACCGAUGAUAUCAUACUGAUUUUAUAACCAGUACAAGUUGAACCAGUGACACGCCGGCCGGCGUGACAACCAUGCACCCGAUACUAUUUAUUUAGUUUACCCAAAUAAAGGAACCAAACCAAAGCGGCCAAGAUGAAUAUUCCGGUCCGGUGAGUUGACCUAAGCAAACUCGGUAAUCGGUCGAAAGACCUCUGCCUUCGGAGGGCGGAGGGCGGAGAGCGACAUAGUCACCUCUUUCAAACCCUGGAAGUAACAGAGGGAACGUCUUCGAUUUCCAUGCAAGAAAUAGCAAAUCCAGAAUCGUUUUGCUGAAAUUUCAGGUAAGCCGAACAUUGAUUGUAUGAAUCUUCUACUUCUCUCGUUCGUCAAAUUUAGUCGGAUUCUUCUGCAUUUAUAGUUAGUUUCCUCAUCUGAUUCGCCGUUAGGGUUUCAGCAAUUUUGUUUACGAUGUUUGCCCUAUUUACCUGAUUACGGGGACGAGAUCUCCUUGAUUAUCAAGGAUCUGAAUUCAUCUCAGUUUCGCGUCAUGCUUGUCUGCGGAAAUCAUGGCUGAAUCCUUUCAUGAGCUGUCAAGAUUUUGUUAUUAUUUUGCCGUCGGCCUUACCCUGAAUGCUUCUGCUAUAUGACUUGUGGUGUGUCGAUGCUGAAGAUGUCGGCUUUCGAGAAUGUGGUUGGUGGGAAGCUGAAGCUGAAGGGCAAGGCUCUGGAUGUGAAGGCUGGUGGAACAAAGAAGAAGAAGAAGCAUAAGAAAGUGCGGGACGAGGUUUCUCAGGUCAUUGAAAGUGAGCUCACAGCAGCAUCAGGUUAGAAAUAUCUCCACUUGUUAGCGUGAGCAUUAAUUUCGUUUCUACGAUUCUGUUUCUGUAUUGUGAUCUACGAUUUUGCUUCAGCAAUUCUCUCUUAUGGAUGGGAGAAGGGAGUGUUGAAUGCAUAAUGCUGUAAAUGCCUAGUAUGCAGUUGAUCUCUUAUUUUUACCAUGUAGUGCAUGGGUGUUAAUAUGUGGAAGAAACAAUAGAUCUAUUUAUGCUGCGCGAGUAACCUUCAUAUGAGUGGUAAAGGGAUUAGGCCAAAUAGAUGGGCAUCAAUUCAUUGUUGGGCUGCAGAUUCCGCAUCAUGUUCUACUGCUCUUAUCCUGAUGGGCAGAAUGCUUCGUGCUAUCUUAUUCAUAUACGUGAUCACCUGCUAUUGAAUGUGGCUCUUGAAACAUCGGCAGAUUCUGAAAAUAGCUUUGUGUGCAUCCAAAAGGUCCUUCCAAUGGCUUUAAACUGCUUACUUCAACUUUGUUGUCCCUGAACAUGGGUCCAAACCGAGUUUGGGGAUUUACAGUUGCAAUUCAGUGAUUGAAUUCUUGAUGCUAAACAUUUUGAGAUCACUUGAUAGGUAAAGCUGUUGAAGAAUCAAGUGAUGUCAAUGAAGAAGUCGCAGAAGACACCGGCAAAUUGAACAACGAAGACAAGUCUGAGUCUUACAAGGACCAUUUAACUGCUGCAGAGAAACGAUAUAUAGAGCAGAGAGAGAGGCUGGACCGACACAAGAUGGCGAAAGAAGCCAACAAAUCACAUAGGGACAGGAUCCAAGGUUUCAAUCAGUAUCUGGCUAAUAUGAGCGAGCACUACGACAUUCCUAAAGUCGGGCCUGGCUGAAAGGAACCACACUUGUUCUGGGUCAAUCAAUGUUCACUGGUAUUUUCGGUCAAUGUUCUCACCGUGGUGCCAAGGUCAUCUGGUGGUUGUGUUAAAACUUAAAACAACCGGUGUUAUAUUUUCUAGCACUCAUCAGUUUCUGUAGAAAUGUAUUAUUAUUUGAUUUGUUUCUUCUAAAUGCAUGGAUCAAUAUACUGGAACUCUUUUAGCUUAGAACCCCCACUUAUCUGGAAACUACUCGUCCUUUCUCCAAGUUAGUUGUCUUGUCCUUCAAGGCGAAAUGGUUGGGGGAUGAAUGCUAUCUUUCACAGCAAGAUCGUAGCGUUUGUUUGAUGAGCCUCCAAGGCUCCAACUAGUUAUUUUGGUAGGUCGUUUGAUGAAUAUAGUGGAUCGUGAAAUAGAUAAUGAAGCUCUUUCUCAAAACCAGAUGCCUUCUGCCAGGUUGACCAUAAUGAAUCUCUGGAGCACAA